AUGCUCCCGGCUUGCCGAAUUUCCCGCCUAGCGGUUUUCACCCGCAGAAAAUCGACAUUCUCGCCGAAACCAUCGGAAUUGGUGAAGGACAUCAAGCCAACAGUUUGGUGAGUGACACGAAAAAAAUUUUUCAAAAUUUUUGAAUGUGCAAAACGCGCGCGCGUAGCGAGACCCUGCAAAGGUUUUGUGUGCGCCUUUGAAUGAGGUACGGUAGAUGAUUUUGCGAAUUUUUUUCAGCUCUUUUUCAUUUUUCAGGUUUUUGGGUAGGGAGAUCGAUGUUUUGCAAGGAAUUCGAUUAGAAAUUGAAAAUUUAGGCGGGAAUUCAGGAUUUCCAUGAAUUUGCCUGGGAAAAAUAGUUUUCAGAUCAUAGAAAUCGACAUUUUAGCUCAUUUUAACAUCAGAAAUCGACAUUUUAGCUCUACAGCAAAGAACGCGACGCACACGCAACGCAACACCUAUUAUCGAGAAUCUCAUCAGUACCACGCGCUCCACCGAAAUAAACACGCAACGCAGACCGCGUCGCGCCACAACAUAAACGAACGAUUCAAAUUCCCUCCCUUUUUUGUGUGUGUUGUGGCGCGGCGCGGUCUGCGUUGCGUGCUUAUUUCGGUGGAGCGAGUCCGCGCGCCAAAAUCUAGCAGAAACCGCGACGCACAAGCAGCGCAUGAUCUUCUCAAUCUUCAGGACCGAAUUCUCGACUCUAGCCGCUCAAAACCAAGCAUGCAACCUAGGCGUCGGCUACGCGGACUCGCCUUCACCAAAAAUCCUCGUAGAAGCGCUCAAAAACCUGCCCAACGAUUCGCUCAACCACCAAUACACUCGCGGUUUCGGACACGCUCAAUUGGUGACGAUUUUGGCGAAAAUGUAUGGUGAAUUGUAUGGGGUGAAGAUAAAUGCGUUGGAUGAUGUGAUGGUGACGAUUGGCGCGUAUUUGGCGUUGUAUUAUUCGAUUUUGGGAUGGGUUAAUAAGGGAGACGAGGUUUUGAGUGAGCAAUUUUGAUUUUCUAGUUGAUUUUGACGAGCUGAUCACGAUUUCCUCAUUAAAAACUGCAAAUUUCAAUUCUGAAUACGAGUUUUGACGUGACAAAGUUUGAAUAUUUCGAAAAAUCAGGAAUUAACAAAGCUAUAACUAAUGAUUUUCAUGAAAAUCACUAUCGAAAUUGAAAAAUGUGGCCGACGUAAAAAAGAAAACAACUGAACUUCGUCAGUGGCGUGCGGCUGUGCGGCGCGGUCGGAAAACAAUCAAUAGUUCAUUGUUUUCCGACCGCGCCGCACAGCCGCACGCGACUGACGAAGUUCAGUUGUUUUUACGUCGGCCACAUUUUUCAAUUUCGAAAGUGAUUUUCAUAUGAAAAUAAUUAGUUAUAGCUUUGUUAAUUCCUGAUUUUUCGAACUAUUCAAACUUUGUCACGUCAAAACUCGUAUUCAGAGUUGAGAUUUGCAGUUUUUAAAGACGAAAUCGUGAUCAGCGCGUCAAAAUCUACUAGAACAUUAUCGAAAAUCUCAUAAGUAUCACGCGCUCCACCGAAAUAAACACGCAACGCAGACCGCGCCGCGCCACAACACACACAAAAAAGGGAACGAAUUCAAAUUCCCUCCCUUAUUUGUGCGUGUUGUGGCGCGGCGCGGUCUGCGUUGCGUGUUUAUUUCGGUGGAGCGCGUGGUAUCGAUGAGAUUUUCGAUAAUACCUAUUUUGGCCCUUUCCAGUAAUGGACCCGGCUUAUGAUUGCUAUCAACCUCAAGUAAAAAUGGCUGGAGGAACGCCCAUUAUAAUCCCAAUGAAUAUCCCAAAAAACGCCAAAUCCUCCUCGGAAUUCUACAUCGAUUUCGACGAACUCGAGAGCAAAAUCACCAACAAAACAAAAAUGUUGAUUUUGAAUAAUCCCAACAAUCCGACAGGCAAACUUUGGAGCCGAAAUGAGCUCGAGAAAUUGGCGAAAAUUGUGAAAAAGCACAAUUUACUAGUGAUCGCUGAUGAGGUUUAUGAAUUUCAUGUGUAUGAAAAAGAGGAAAUGAUUCGAUUUGCGAGUUUGCCUGAAAUGUGGCAGCGGACAAUUUCGAUAGGCAGUGCUGGAAAAGCAUUUUCAGCGACUGGCUGGAAAUUGGGAUGGGUUAUUGGGCCCAAGAAUUUGUUGGCACCGUUGAAGCAGUUGCAUCAGAAUUGUAUUCAUGUUUGUGCGACGCCGUUGCAAAAGGCGGUGGCUGAUGCGUUUGAGAAGGAGUGCGUUUUGAGAUUAUGCGCUCCACCGAAAUAAAGACGCAACGCAGACCGCGUCGCGCCACAACACACACAAAUAAGUGAACGAUUUUGUGUGUGUUGUGGCGCGGCGCGGUCUGCGUUGCGUGUUUAUUUCGGUGGAGCGUCGAUAAUAUGUGGCCGAACUAUUUUGGUGGCCCGAGAAGUGUCGGGAAUUCGGCCAAGAGCGAUUUUGUUGCUUUGGCCGAAUUCCCGACACUUCUCGGCCACCAAAAUUGUUCGGCCACAUAUAUAUUUCAAUUUUUUGUGAAAUAAGUGCAUUUUGAGUUUUAUUCAUCAAUAUUUGAGCAUUUUUAAAAAUUGUCUAGCAUUGCUCAUGUUAAACUCAAGAAAACCCACAUUUUGAAGAAAAUUCUCAAAUAUUGGGAUUUUUCAAGUUUAGCAUGAGCAAUGCUUGAUAUUUUGAGCAAGUUGGACCCGCUGAACAAUUUGGUGCAUUUGAAAAUUUCAGAAAAUUUUUCUGAGCCGAGCUAUGACGUGGCAAAACUGCCACGUUAUAUCUCAUCUCAGAAUAUUUUUUCCUGGAAUUUUCAGCGGCUCAAAAUAUCAAUUUUCAAAAAAAAAUCUGAAAUUUUCCAGCAUUGCUCAUGUUAAACUUGAAAAAUCCCAAUAUUCGAGAAUUUUGUUCAAAAUGUGGGAUUUUUCAAGUUUAACAUGAGCAAUGCUUGAAAAUUUCAGAUUUUCAAGUUCCGAGGCACAGAAAACUUUCUCGAAAUUUUCUGAAUGCCUUAAAACUUGAAAAUCUAAAAAUUUUCAAGCAUUGCUCAUGCUAAACUUGAAAAAUCCCAAUAUUCGAGAAUUUUCUCAAGUUUAACAUGAGCAAUGCUUGAAAAAGGCUUAUUUGGUCUCAAAAAAUGCCAAAUUUUCGCGCCAAAAUUCUAAAAUUCAAAAAAAUCUUGCAGUUGGCCGAAUUUCUACUCAAAUCCCCAACAAUCCUUCCUAGCCACCGGGCUUUCUGGAGAGCUCAAAAAGAAACGCGACAGCCUGGCAAAAUCGCUCGAAGCGGCAAAUUUCAAGCCAAUUUUGCCGCAAGCCGGAUAUUUCAUGUUGGCCGAUUUUUCGGAGCAUUUGGCGAAUUUUGAAAAGGGAAAAAGUGGCGAAAAAAAGAUGCACGGGAUUUUGAGUUUUCGAGAUGGCUUUGUAAAGAGAAGAAAUUGGCUGUAA
Messenger RNA from Caenorhabditis angaria, 3421 nucleotides. NCBI's taxonomy places the organism in Eukaryota, Metazoa, Nematoda, Chromadorea, Rhabditida, Rhabditidae. The record is from the annotation of a GenBank genome assembly.